Molecule: messenger RNA, 522 nt
Organism: Pistacia vera
Lineage: Eukaryota; Viridiplantae; Streptophyta; Magnoliopsida; Sapindales; Anacardiaceae
Product: protein MOR1-like
Exons: 6
Coding region: 1-522 (173 amino acids)
Biological process (GO): establishment or maintenance of microtubule cytoskeleton polarity; microtubule polymerization; mitotic spindle organization
Cellular component (GO): kinetochore; centrosome; spindle pole
Molecular function (GO): microtubule plus-end binding; microtubule plus end polymerase activity
Source: RefSeq, a predicted model, not a curated record
AUGGAGCAAGUAACCAAGACUUUUGACUUCAGUCUGACAGGAGCAUCAUCAAGGUCGUGUAAAUAUGUUCUUAACACAUUUAUGCAGACAUUUCAAAAUAAAAGGCUUGCUCAUGCUGUCCAGGAGAGUACUCUUGACAGUCUAAUUACUGAGCUUCUACUUUGGCUUUUGGAUGAAUGGGUUCCUCAUAUGGAUGAUGGUAGCCAACUUUUGAAAGCUUUAAAUGUGUUGAUGCUUAAGAUUCUGGAUAAUGCUGAUCGAACGUCAUCCUUUGCUGUCCUUAUUAAUCUCUUGCGUCCUUUAGAUCCCUCAAGGUGGCCUUCACCUGCAACUAAUGAGUCCUUUGCUGCCAGAAAUCAGAGGUUUUCUGAUCUGGUUGUAAAAUGUCUCAUCAAACUGACAAAGGUUCUUCAAAGUACUAUAUAUGAUGUCGAUCUUGACCGCAUUCUUCAAAGCAUUCAUGCAUACCUGCAAGAAUUGGGAAUGGAAGAAAUUAGAAGUGCUCGUAUUUUCAUUAACUGA